This is a messenger RNA of Chelmon rostratus (copperband butterflyfish), 1453 nucleotides long. It is a transcript of the gene tdp2b, whose product is annotated as tyrosyl-DNA phosphodiesterase 2b. The transcript is spliced from 7 exons. Bases 86 to 1171 code for a protein of 361 amino acids. Gene Ontology annotation, biological process: double-strand break repair. Lineage: Eukaryota; Metazoa; Chordata; Actinopteri; Chaetodontiformes; Chaetodontidae. The record is from RefSeq and is a predicted model, not a curated record. Gene Ontology annotation, cellular component: cytoplasm; PML body. Gene Ontology annotation, molecular function: single-stranded DNA binding; 5'-tyrosyl-DNA phosphodiesterase activity; protein binding.
GAGAGGAAGGGACAUGAAACGAUGUUUACAUUUAACUCGACUUCUUCUUGUGCAGUUCUGUAGGUAAAAGUAGUGACUAGAAAAGAUGGCUUCCACAUCCGACUCGGACAAACCGUCAGUUUCUAAUGUGGAAGAAAACAGAACUCGCCUCUGCGAGGAAUUUGCUGCAGUAGCGGGAACUGACGUCGCUGUGGCUCAGUGCUACCUGGCUGAAAAUGAAUGGGAGAUGGAGAGAGCUUUGAACUCAUUCUUUGAGGCUGACAUGGAGAGAGUAUUUGAAGUAGAAGAUUCUCCAGAGAGAGAGACUGGCCUCAAAACAAAAAGGCAGAAGAUUGAGGAAAAGCCUGCAGGAGACUGUAUAGAUUUGACUGAAGACAGCCCGGCCUCCACACGCAAACCCCCGGAAGAAGAUGACGCUAAACUGUCACUGAUCUCCUGGAACGUGGAUGGACUUGAUACAGACAACCUUGCAGAACGUGCCAGAGGCCUGUGCUCCUUCAUAGUCUUAUACACUCCAGAUGUGGUGUUCCUACAGGAGCUCAUUCCACCGUACGUGCAGUACCUGAAGAAACGGGCUGUCAGCUACUUAAUCUUGGAAGGUGGUGAAGAAGGUUACUUCACAGGGAUGAUGCUGAAGAAGUCACGAGUCAAAUUCCUGGAGAGCGAGAUAGUAACGUACCCCACCACUCAAAUGAUGAGGAAUCUGCUCGUAGCUCAGGUGGACUUCAAAGGUCAGAAGCUGUGUCUGAUGACGUCCCACCUGGAGAGCUGUAAAGGCCACGCAGGGGAGCGGAUGAAACAGCUGCAAGUGGUGAUGCAGAGGAUGAGAGAGGCCCCGAAUGAUGUCACGGUCCUGUUUGGAGGGGACACGAACCUGAGGGACCCCGAGGUGGCCAAGGUGGGUCUGCCCCCCAGUGUCUGCGAUGUAUGGGAGCAACUGGGAAAGCAGGAGCACUGCCGCUACACAUGGGACACCAAAAGCAACAGCAACAAGACUGUUCCUUUUGUCAGUCGCUGCCGCUUUGACCGGAUCUACUUCCGCCCGGCCACCAAGGAUGGCGUCCCACGCCUGGCCCCUGACCACAUGGCCCUGGUGGGACUGGAGAAGCUGGAUUGUGGACGCUACACGAGUGAUCACUGGGGAAUCUACUGUAGCUUCUCUGCUGGGUAGAAAUGCUCAAAACAAUAUAAAACGCGCCAAUGAAAUGUUUUAAUUUAGAUCAGCUGGUCUAGUUUGUUUUGUAUGUUUUACAUUUAGAGUGUAGACCUCUUCAGGUCUGGGUUCAGAACACGUUAACAAUUUCCCUGUGAAAGAAAAUGUUCUGACCUCAUCUGAGGCUGCUCCAUGUGAAUCUUGAUUUCUUAAGAUUUACCUUCUAAUGUGUCUCGUUGUGUGUCUGUCUUAUUAGAGUCUCUGCUCAAGCUGUAUUUCAAAAUAAAGUCUACAUUCACA